Molecule: messenger RNA, 1158 nt
Organism: Canis lupus familiaris (dog)
Lineage: Eukaryota; Metazoa; Chordata; Mammalia; Carnivora; Canidae
Gene: COX11
Product: cytochrome c oxidase copper chaperone COX11
Exons: 4
Coding region: 59-889 (276 amino acids)
Cellular component (GO): mitochondrial inner membrane
Molecular function (GO): copper ion binding
Source: RefSeq, a predicted model, not a curated record
GAGAUCUGCCGUCUCGUCCCCGACUCCGGGAGCUCUCUCCCCCCCACCCCCGGGCGCUAUGGGAGGGCUCUGGCGUCCCCCGUGGAGACCCGUUGCCUUCUGUGGCUGGCGCUGGAGCCACCGUGGCUUCGCGGCCAGGGCCGCGGAGAGGGUAGUGCCCCGUCUCAGGCCGGGAACGAGUGGGGCAGGAGGUGCUGAGACGGCGCUGAGGCGCCUCGGGACCUGGAGGCGCCCGAGCCCGGCCCCGGAGCUGGCGCUGCAGCCCCCGCCGCGGCGGCCGAAGAGCACGAACCCUUUCACUCGCGCGCAGGAGGAGGACUGGCGGCGUCGGAACAAGACGGUGCUCACGUACGUGGCCGCGGCCGCCGUGGGCAUGCUGGGAGCGUCCUACGCCGCUGUACCCCUUUAUCGGCUGUAUUGCCAGACUACUGGUCUUGGAGGGUCAGCAGUAGCAGGUCAUGCAUCAGACCAGAUUGAAAACAUGGUGCCUGUUAAGGAUCGAAUUAUUAAAGUCACCUUUAAUGCAGAUGUGCAUGCAAGUCUCCAGUGGAAUUUUAGACCUCAGCAAACAGAAAUAUAUGUAGUACCAGGAGAGACUGCACUGGCGUUUUAUAAAGCUAAGAAUCCUACAGACAAACCAGUAAUUGGAAUUUCUACAUACAAUGUUGUACCAUUUGAAGCUGGACAGUAUUUCAAUAAAAUACAGUGCUUCUGUUUUGAGGAACAAAGGCUUAAUCCACAAGAGGAAGUAGAUAUGCCAGUGUUUUUCUACAUUGAUCCUGAAUUUGCUGAAGAUCCAAGAAUGGUGAAUGUUGAUCUCAUCACUCUUUCUUAUACGUUUUUUGAAGCAAAGGAGGGGCAGCAGUUGCCGGUUCCAGGCUAUCAUUGAAGUCUGCACCUAAGUCCUGAUUCAGAUUUGUGAUUUUUGAAAAAUCAUGAAUCUAUAGAUGUCUUCUCAGGGGAGAAAUACUCUACAGUAAUGUGAAGCUAUUUUAAAUAUUAUAUAAUGCUGUUUUAUCAGCUAAUUUACCCUACAUAAAAUUGAACGGUUUCUAUCAUAAGGAAUCCACAUGCCUAUUUAGAAUAUAUGACUGUUCAAAACCAUAGAAUAUAAUAAAAGUAAUAUUGAUAAUAAAAUUUAGAUAAUAUUAAAGGAAA